Molecule: messenger RNA, 1450 nt
Organism: Coffea eugenioides
Lineage: Eukaryota; Viridiplantae; Streptophyta; Magnoliopsida; Gentianales; Rubiaceae
Product: protein MEMO1
Exons: 8
Coding region: 235-1110 (291 amino acids)
Source: RefSeq, a predicted model, not a curated record
UAAGAGAAAGAGAGGCGUGGGAGAAUAAUCCACUGACUAGUGACUCUGCCACGCAGCAUUUUCUGUUCCCGACACGCUGCUCUUCAGCUAUCUCUACCCAUUCGCCUUUUUGCUUUUUUGUUUUCCCCUUUUCGUUUCUGUUAUUAGAGCUGCGAACUGAUUGGAACCAAUUUGUUACUGAUUUGGGAAUAAAUAAAAUAGAUUAGAAGAGUAAGAUUACUAGAUUGAGUAGGAAUGGAGAGAAUCAGGAGAGCAUCGCAUGCUGGUUCUUGGUACACCGAUAAUCCAACACAGUUAGCUGGGGAGCUUGAUGGGUGGCUCAAAGCAGCUGGAUUGACGAAGUCUUCUGAUGUACGAGGUGUGAUUGCACCUCAUGCAGGUUAUUCAUAUUCUGGUCGCGCAGCAGCCUUUGCAUUUGGUAACAUUGACCCUGAGAAAAUUUCUCGCGUGUUUCUUCUUGGUCCAUCUCACCACUAUUAUACUCCAAGAUGUGCUCUUUCAAGGGCCACUGUUUACAAAACACCAGUAGGUGACUUACCCAUUGAUCUUGAAGUCAUUGAAGAGCUGAAAGCUACUGGGAAAUUUGAAAUGAUGGAUCUUCGAGUUGACGAAGCAGAGCACAGCAUGGAAAUGCACCUGCCAUAUCUUGCUAAAGUAUUUGAAGGGUACUCAGUCAAGAUUGUGCCCAUUUUGGUUGGUGCUCUUAGUGCUGAAAAUGAAGCUAUUUAUGGACAGUUGCUAGCAAAAUAUGUAGAUGAUCCUAGUAAUUUCUUCUCUGUGUCUUCAGAUUUUUGCCAUUGGGGUUCACGGUUCAACUACAUGCAUUAUGACAAGAAACAUGGAGCAAUAUACAGGUCUAUUGAAGCAUUGGAUAGAAUGGGCAUGGAUAUCAUAGAAACAGGAGACCCAGAUGCAUUUAAAGAGUAUCUGUUGGAGACUGACAACACAAUAUGCGGGCGACAUCCAAUUAGUGUUUUUCUCCAUAUGGCGAAGAACUGCUCAACAAAGAUAAAGAUCAAAUUUCUUCGUUAUGAACAAUCGAGUCAGUGCAAAUCGACGAGAGACAGCAGUGUAAGUUAUGCAUCUGCUGCAGCAAGAGUAGACGCCUGAGUGUGUGAAUAUCAAUGCCACAUUUCGAUAGUUAAGAUCUAAGCGCAGAAAAAUGCAUUAGCAUCAGGACAAUGCCAUAUUGAUGAGAUUAGCCGAUUGCGGGUUGCAUCUGUUAAAUCAGCCCCUAGCAGAGGACUAACCAUCAUGUAAACUCGGGGACCAUGUAAACUCGGGGACCAUCCAAGUCCUGUUGACAAACACUGGCUUCCAUUUUUUUUUUCUCCUAAUUGCCUUGAUGACUCAAAUCUUUGUUGCAUUACAAUUUCCACGUCUUCACGUGAAACUGGAAUAAGUAAGGAUCAUUUUUGCUGAUGGUGUGGAAUAAGACACAGAUUACUUA